UGUUGGACUCUUUCUUUGCACCACCACUCUUGCUAUCGCUCUCGCUCUCUCUCUCUCUCCCCGCCUGUCUCUGUCUCUGUCUCUCUCUCUCUCUCUCUCUUCUUCCAGAGCUUUAGAAGAAGAACCCGUUUGUUUCAGAUCAGAUCAGACCAGAACAAGAUCUUUGAAUUCUCUACAAUCUCACUGAAUUUUGGAUUCUAUACAUAGCACCAGAUUAAGCAGUCGUGGAUAAUUUCAUACGACAAAGUAGAACAGCAUGCCGUGGUUGGGGUUGUCUGUUGAUGUGUUUCGCAAAGUUGUGCAGUUAAACUUAUAUUGCAGGGUUAUUCUGUAAAUCAGUGUUUCCUUAACUGAGUCCUGAUUAGUGAUUUUGCUUCUAUUGCCCCACCGCUCUUUGUUCAACUGUCCAUGGGAUCCAAUCACCUUUUCAUCAUUUCUUAUGACCUGCGUAGAAUUAGCUGAAAAGAUAGAGUUAAAACCUAAACUAUCCCUUUUAUCCCCCCCCUCUUGUUUAAUUUCAUCUCGUUUGUCAAUCUACAUCUGAUUUUUCGUUUAAGGUCUAGUUUUGCCCAUUUCCUUCUCUCUGUUGUUGGGUGUUUGUUUUGUGCCUAUACAUUAGUCAGAUAGUCAAGGUUCGAAAGAAGUUAUGGUGUGCCAAGCAGCAAGCCAAACUAGAUUCCGGGCGUUAAAACAUGAGAGUGGGAUUGCAGGGAAACCUACGAUCAUAGUUAGAGUUAUUGCAUGCUUUCAACCUUUGCAGGAUUGCCAAGUGAGUACAAGAACAUAUGCAUUUUUGUUCUCUCAUUCAGUAUUUCUUAAUUAGAAGCCUUGAAUGAUACUGUCUUCUUGUUGCUGUUUUCCAGGCUGAGUACUUCCGUCAUUUGCUUAAACCUGUCACGUAGACUAAUUCCUUGUUUCGCAUCAAAUUGAGCUGGAAAUUGUUGAUUUUUCUUUUUCUCUUUUUUGUUCUAAAAAGAAGCUGCAAGUUUUUGAAUAUUCCAGAUUAAAGCACCAAUCCAUCUCCUGGUGAUUGUUUUACGUGGAUGGUUAAGGCCAGUGAAUCUCGGCUUUGUCCAGAGCAUUCUGCUUGGAAGCCAUCUAAACUGAAUUUCAUGAGCACAGCACUGUGCCCGAGGCAACAGGAACAUUUGCCAACAUGUGUAGACCCUGGCAUUUCUGUGUCCUCUUCACCUAUGGCACUGCCCAUGUUUUCAGUUCCCAUCAUACCAGACUUGAAGACUGAACAAAUUAAUGAAGCUCAUGGAUCUAUUCAGUGUUCACCUCUUCAAUUCCAGGGCUUGCUUCCUACUCCUGACCUUUAUCUCAAAGCAAAGCAAUCUGUGCUGUCUAGUGUGUUUAAUGGGAAGGCUGUGCCAAAUGCAAAUUCUGGGUCUUCUCCAAAGAGGUUUCUUAUUUUUGAUCAGUGUGGGAAUCAGACAAGGCUAAUUUAUAAUUCAGUUUGCUUCCCUGUUGAGAACCCAACUGCUGCCACAAAACCACAUUGUUCUUUUAAGUUUAAUGAGGAACCGGAAGCAGCUAGAGUGUGUCAAAUUGAUCCAAGCAAGUACACUUUGCAAGAAGAGUCUGGUGAAAAUAUAAUAACUCGUGAGGAAAGCGAGAUGCAUGAAGACACCGAAGAAAUCAAUGCCUUGCUUUACUCUGAUGAUGAUGAUGAUUGUGAUGGUGAUGACGAUGAAAUAAUGAGCACAGGUCAUUCUCCAAUUGCUAUAAAGAGGAGCCAUGAGAAACAUGAACAGGUUGAAUACCUAAUGGAUGAAGUUACUGGACCUGACAGUCGAAACAAAAGGCAGAAACUACUCGAUGGUAGGUACAAAGAAUCGUCACCUAUGGGCACUGCUAGUUCAGUAAAACUGGACAGAUCUGCCGAGUACGAUAGUGAUGCUGAAUCAGGCUAUGCCAUUGGCCAGAACCAAGCUGAGGAAGCGGGUUCUAUUUUGGGAAAGGUGUGUUUUAAAAGGGAUAAAAUCCGUGAGACAUUGAGAACACUUGAGGGUAUAAUUCCCGGUGCAGAGGGUAAGGACCCAUUGUUGGUUAUUGAUGAAGCUAUAGAUUACCUGAAGAUUUUGAAGAGCCAAAUCUCUAGGAGCGAGCAAGCAAUAGGUUGCACCCUCCUUGGCAUGUUUGCCAAAGGGUUGGAAGAAGGGUGGAAAGGUGGUAACCCUUGAUUUCUUGGCUUGAAUGAUUGAAACUUAGAAAGAAGUGUAGUGGCUUUGGUUUUGUGGGGCCCUUUCCAUCUUUUCCUGAAGAGCUGUAUAUAAUGGGCCAAUAAAGGGAGGAUGUAAUGGUAUCGAAAUGCACUUUGGUUGCGGGGAGUGAUGAAAAAAUGGUGUGUUUUUGUUGACUAGAAAUAAUUAUCUUUUAGCUUUUGGGGGAUUAAAGAUUAAAGAAAGUCGCAAAGAUUUGAACGCAUGGGAGAUGUUAGUGGUGGGCUGUGCUGUAAAAUGAGGACCCUUUUUCCGGAUUGUUGAGAACCCCCCAUGGAACAAGCGCAUGCGUGUUUGGUAAUCAGGGGUCCCACUUUUAAUCCCUCUUUUCUUGUUGAUUUUAUGCUUUUGUCCUCCCUUGGAGUUGGUAUAAAAUUCUAAAGGGGCGAAGAAAGUUGCCGGUGUGGAUGAGUGCUUGGAGUGAGAGCAUAGUCUUGCAUCAUGCAUUUCGGGCCCCUUCUUUCAUCAAAUCAUGUCGGAAAAGGUUAUUACUUGUUUUACAUGAGGGGGAAAGUCGAGUCUAUUGUACAGUGAUGCGUGGCUUUGAUUAUUGUGGACGAGUGUGUCUUUUGCGAGUAUUCCUUUGAGUCGGUUUGGAUUGUUCUGUGGUGACUAUUACGACUUUGUCAGUUUUUAUGUUUGUGUGUGAAAAUAAUUGGGAGUGUGGAUGCUGCAGUGGUGGUUGUGGGGAUGUGGGCUGCUUUGCCUUGGGAUGGGUGGAUCGGAGUUUACUUUGGCUGAUGUUUUGUUGUUCUUGUUGUCCAGUGUCCUAUGUGACUGUCCUUUAUGUUUGCUUUUUGUAAAAUUAAAAAGAUCUCUGUUGUGAAUU
This is a messenger RNA of Juglans regia (Persian walnut), 3054 nucleotides long. Its product is annotated as transcription factor bHLH143-like. Bases 1044 to 2186 code for a protein of 380 amino acids. NCBI's taxonomy places the organism in Eukaryota, Viridiplantae, Streptophyta, Magnoliopsida, Fagales, Juglandaceae. Gene Ontology annotation, molecular function: protein dimerization activity. The transcript is spliced from 3 exons. The record is from RefSeq and is a predicted model, not a curated record.